Macroventuria anomochaeta is the source of this 458-nucleotide messenger RNA. RefSeq lists its product as uncharacterized. The record is from RefSeq and is a predicted model, not a curated record. Bases 1 to 330 code for a protein of 109 amino acids. The transcript has a single exon. NCBI's taxonomy places the organism in Eukaryota, Fungi, Ascomycota, Dothideomycetes, Pleosporales, Didymellaceae.
AUGGAUGCUGAUGAAAGUUUGAUGAUGCAGGGCCUGGGGGAGGCUUGGGAGGGCCAAAUGGUGGUGUUGCAGGCUGUUUGCAGAGGAUCUGCAGGAUGGGUGGUCAGUCUUGCCAAUCCUGAACAAGUAGGCUUUGUUGUAUCCAUGGCCAAGCUUCAGCUGAUAGAAGGCACUGGCAGUCUCUCUCCUGGUCCCAGGGGGAAUCCUCAGUCUCUUGCCAAUCCUCCAGCUGUACUGGGCAGCAUAGGUGGAAGGAUUGCGGUAUCACCAGAGCUUUUGAGUAUGCUGCCACAGUGGCCUCCCCCUCCCAGGAGAUCAGGAUCCAUGUAGACAACCAAGCAGCCAUCUACAGACUGCAGACCCCCUCUAACAAGCCUGGCCAGGCAUGGCAGCUCAGAUGCAUCCAGGCAGCACAGCAGAUUGUCAGCAAAGGAGCCACUGUCUCCAUCCACUGAGUU